AUGACAGAAUCGGACGAAAGGAUUCUUCAGUUCGAGUUUAUUGUUCGAGUAACUGUUCCUACUAUAUUCGGUGUGAUAUUUUUGUUGGGCUUAGUGGGAAACAUAGUGGUGAUUCUAGUAGUGAUUGGUGAUAAACACAUGCGAAAUACGACCAAUAUCUUAAUUCUGAAUCUCGCCAUAGCAGAUCUAUUUUUUAUAGUUUUCUGUGUACCAUUUACUGCUUCUGGAUAUGCCAUUCCGUUUUGGCCGUUUGGUAAUAUUUGGUGCAAAGUUGUACAGUACAUGAUUAACGUAUGCGCGUACGCUAGUGUAUAUACCUUAGUGCUGAUGUCUCUGGACAGAUACUUAGCUGUGGUACAUGCUAUACGUUCAAUGAGAUACCGCACGGAACGCAAUACAUCUAUUGCUGUUAUUUUAACCUGGGUGGUAAUAUCAGUAUGUAACAUACCAUUAUUAUUGAUGUAUGAAGAAUAUCCUUAUGAACAUUUUAAUGAAAAGAGAUCGGCUUGUUUAAACGUUGAAGAACUUAAAAAUGCAAACGUUGGACGAAUGUUUUAUGGGGUCUUCUUUGCGUUUGGAUACAUUUUACCAUUAGGAGCUGUCUGCGUUAUGUAUGGUUUGAUGUUGAAAAGAUUACUCUAUGGCAUAGUACCCGGCGGCAAUCAGUCAGCGGAAAGCGUCCGCGCCAAGAAACGAGUUACGCGUAUGGUUAUCAUUGUUGUUGUUCUGUUUGCAGUUUGUUGGUUACCUAUACAAGUUAUACUCGUUAUUCAAAAAUUCGGAACAUAUCCAACCGAUAUUUUCUAUAUAGGACUACAAAUGGCAUCUAACUGCUUAGCUUACAUGAACAGUUGCGUCAAUCCAAUAUUAUAUGCCUUUUUAUCUGAAAACUUUCGAAGAAGUUUUAGAAAAGUUUUGUGUUGUUUUAGUCCUCAAAUUAGGAAGAAUACAUAUGAAAGAGCUAGCACUCGAAUUGUGGAUGAAAAAACCAAGAAUACGACUGUUCCUGGUAAACUUAACAAUGAAAAUAACGUUUGA
Messenger RNA from Lottia gigantea (owl limpet), 1038 nucleotides. RefSeq lists its product as hypothetical. The record is from RefSeq and is a predicted model, not a curated record. Gene Ontology annotation, cellular component: membrane. Gene Ontology annotation, molecular function: G protein-coupled receptor activity. The transcript has a single exon. Gene Ontology annotation, biological process: G protein-coupled receptor signaling pathway. Bases 1 to 1038 code for a protein of 345 amino acids. NCBI's taxonomy places the organism in Eukaryota, Metazoa, Mollusca, Gastropoda, Lottiidae.